AUGACUGCAUCACCAGAGCUUUUGGGAACAAAUGCAGCAACUUUGAUGCUAUACCCAUCUUUAGUCAGCAAAUUGGGAAAUGAGUUGCCCUUUAAACUAACCAAGAGGGCAUUCACUGAUUUGAUUAAAAAGGACAGUAAGAAACCACAAGUACCUGUUUUUGCUGUUCCUGUAACUGUACAGGACAAAUUGAAGCUGGUAAUGCCAGAAAAGUAUGAUCCCAUAUUCUCUGAUGAGAAUAUACCUUCUUCUUCCCACCAGCCAAAAGAUGUACCAUCCUCUGGUCCUUCCCAAAAAGGGCCAGUUGUAAAAUCUGACCGACAACCAUCCUCUGGGCCUUCCCAAAAAGGGCCAGUUGUAACAUCUUCACCUACCAGGGUGCUGAGGUCUUCAAAAUCACCAUCCAAACCAUCUCCUCCACCUAGGAAGAGAAGAUUUUUGCAGCAGAUCUCAGACUCUGAUUCUGACAAAGAACCAGUCCCCCCUCCUCUUGUCUCCAGGCCAAGGAAGAAGAUCAAGCCCACAUCCACAAUCACUGAUCUUACUGUGGACCCUCCUCAGGAAUCCAUGGUUAACCCUCUUGAGAUGGUCACAGUCUCUGAUCCUGUAAUGGUAGAACCAUUAUCUGCAGUACCUCUAACAACUUCUUCAGCACAUACUCCAGAAGCACAUAAUGCAGAAGCAAUUGUAUCCACUCCAGAAGCAAUUGUGACUACACCAGAUAUAGCUCAGGAAACUCUGAUUCAUGUUGAAGAUCCUGUUGCAGCUCCUGAUCAGGAGAUCUUAAGAACUGCAAACUCUGAGGAAGCUACAGCUCCUCUGUGUUCUCAUACUAUCAGCAUCAAAGCUCAUGAUGAUGAUGAUGAGACUGAAGUAACCUCUGUUCCACCUGUUAACUCAGGAUCUCUUAUAGCUGAAAUCUCAGCUUUGCUCAGAGAAAGCAUCUCAGUCAGGGAAGAUUCUCCAAUUCCAACAUUCUCUCCAAUCAAAGAUUCUUCACCUGUCAAAGUCUCUUCACCUGUCAGAGAUUCUACACCAGCUCCUGAUUCUGAAAUUCCUCACCUUGUGUCUACAAAGAGCAAGGUCUGUACAUUGACUUACACCAGGAAUAUGCACAGAGCCCCAUCCUCUUCUGUGGAAGCCAGGCUGUCUUCUAUUGAAUCCACUCAGAGAUCAAUGCAGCAAACUCUGGCUGACUUGAGCUCAUCUGUGGCUCAGCUGGUACAAUUUCUCAACUCCAAUGCUUUGAAUUCUAAUGAUGUCAAAAAGGGGGAGAAAGUACUUAAAGACAAAUGCAAGGUUGAUCAGCAACAGAGAAAGCCAGAUGAUGAGGAGGAGGAUGAAGAAAAGAAGAAAGCUGAGAAGAAAGCUGAAAAGUCUGAUAAGUCUGAAAAUACAAACUCUGACAUGGUCUUACAUACUCAGACUGAGGGAAAUAUGAGAGAUAAGGCUGGAAGCAGCUCAGCUACUCAAACUCAGACUACCAAAUCUCAACCUCUGAUACCAGCUGACAGUAAAUCAAGAGCUCUCUCAGAGCAACUAAUUGAGCUUGGUAAUCCUGAAUCUAAGAUUUUGAGUCACACAGUGAAGAUUCAGGGAGAGGAAACAACCUUAUUCUACAAAGCCCCUACACAACUGGAUUUCGAUGAAGCAGUUGCAAAGAAUAUAUUUGAACAAGAAAAUCCAGGGGUGUCAAUUGAGGAUAUUAGAAGGGAAGAAGAAAGGUUGGCUGCUGAGAAGAAGAAGAUCAGCAAAUCUAAGUCUGAUGAAAAGAUUGAUGAAAAGAAAGCAAAGUCUGAUGGAAAGAAACAGAUCACUGAUUCCUCCUCAAAGAAAUUACCAUCUUUAAAAAGAAAAGGAAUAGUGAUCAGUGAAGUCAACUAUGCUGAUAUCAAUAGGCCCAGAGUUUAUCAGAAGAAGUCUGACUCUGAUUCCAGUGAAAAAGGGAAAAAUGUCAUAGAUGGUGUUCCAUCUAAAAAGAAGGAUGAAUCAGAAGUUAAACAAACUCUUGCAACUAUUCCCGAGUCCAUUGAUCAGAAUUUAGCCUCUGACACUGCUCAAGCUAAAAAUAUGAAGGAAGAUAAGCUGGAGUCAGCUGAAGUAAAAGCUUCUUGGAUAAAGUCAACCUCUGACAAGGCUCAGGUUGAUACAGUUGAACCAAAGAAGAAGAGCUUAUUUGGAAGCCUUGGUACAGGACAGUACAAGGAAAGCUCCUUGUUCACUCAAAUCAGAGACAAAGGAACAAGAGGAAAGGAAGCAAGGGACACAACAGGUCUAGGUCAUAAGAAAGAGAAAAUCCAGACCAGUGAUGCAACUGUCUUCAGAGAUCCAUAUCCUCUUACUGAGAAGGCUGGAGAAGUUGUUACACAGAAAGACCUUGACAAAAUAGAAUCAGUACAAAUUCUGAUGGAUACUCAUGAUGGACCAGAAGAUAAAGAGAAAAUUUCUAUAUUUUUGGAAUCUGGCAGAAAUGAAGCAACCAAGAGAUGGUCUGAAAGGCUGAAGAGAACUAUCCAAGAAAAGAGAAGAUUUUAUGGGAUAAGUUCUGAUGCUGAAUAUGUGCCUAAGAUAACUCAAGAAGAUGGUUCAGAGAUUGAUAUGAUCAAAAAUAGCUCUGUUAUGGAGACUAUAGCUGGAACCAGAAUUUUGGGAGAAGCUAUGAAAAGGUGCAAGGCAAGAGCCUUGAGAUCAGCUAUAUACCAGACAGGAGAAGACAAUGAAGAGUUAAAGACUGUCAAAGCUCAGAUGAUACAGACUCUGAAACAGAUUGAAGAAGAUUUGAUCACUCUGUUUGUCAAGGAGAGCUAUGGAUAUAGACUGAUUGGCUAG
Daucus carota subsp. sativus is the source of this 2829-nucleotide messenger RNA. RefSeq lists its product as uncharacterized. The transcript is spliced from 3 exons. Bases 1 to 2829 code for a protein of 942 amino acids. The record is from RefSeq and is a predicted model, not a curated record. Lineage: Eukaryota; Viridiplantae; Streptophyta; Magnoliopsida; Apiales; Apiaceae.